AUGCCAACAAAGGCCUCACAUGCCAACAAAGGCCUCACAUGCCAACAAAGGCCUCACAUGCCAACAAAGGCCUCACAUGCCAACAAAGGCCUCACAUGCCAACAAAGGCCUCACAUGCCAACAAAGGCCUCACACACCUUACUAGUCACCCCUCUACAAAGGUGUGACAAAGAGCAGUGCUGUAGGUUGCCUUUAAAUAUCCUGCCUGCCAGGUGCAUGUGGUCCAGGUUCAUUAGCCUGAAGAUCCUGGCAGCUGAGUUCCAUGGAAUGGUUGCGCCCACCAUGUGCUUUUUCUGCCCUCUGCUGGCUGCCAGUGGUGUAGCAUGGCUUCUUACAGUCAAAUUUUACAAUAAAUUCCAAAAUUCACGUUUCCAGAUUAAAAAACAUGGCAACUGCUUCAAUCUGACCAUUUUAAACACCACAGUGUCUGAUGAAGCCACGUACUACUGUGCACUUGUGUUUUCAGAUGGAACUCAUUUAAAAAUUAAAGGAACAUCUAAACCAGCUGUGUCUGAUAGCUCAGUGGUGUGUGAAGCAACAUCGCAUAAAAACACCACUAACAUAAACACACAAGAGAAAAUCGUGCUCGCUUUGGGAUCGGCUUUGGGUUUGUGUUUGCUUCUGAUUUUCUGUCUCACUUAUUUCAUAUUGAGGAAAAGAAAAUGUAAGAAAAUGAACACGUCUAUAGAAGAUUCUCCAGGCCUGAAGCAGGAAUCGGACUCUGAAUCACUGCAUUAUGCAGCUUCACAAUUCACGAAGAGGAAAGCCAAGGCUCAGAAAAGAGACGCCACAUUACAGGAGGACUGUGUGUAUUCUGGAGUGUAUUCUGGAGUGUAUUCUGAUGUGUAUUAUGAAGUAAAAUAAAUCUGUAUGUAACAUUUAUUAAAGCAGGGUUUAUUUCUGUUCACGUCUUAUUAGGGCUGGGACGAUUCACUAAUCUGGCGAUUCAAUACUAUCCCGAUACUUUUGUGCUGAUUCAAUACAUAUUGCGAUUCUGUAGCUAUUGCGAUUCAUUGUUUAAAUUGUGAUUUUUGUUGGCUUAAUAAAGAUUAGACAAUGGCAAAUACUUGAUCAUACCCUUAAAGAGACUGUAUAUGAGUUAUAUUAACAAAAAUAAUGCAUCACAUCUUUCUGAAUUUUUAUU
Molecule: messenger RNA, 1144 nt
Organism: Silurus meridionalis
Lineage: Eukaryota; Metazoa; Chordata; Actinopteri; Siluriformes; Siluridae
Exons: 6
Coding region: 1-864 (287 amino acids)
Source: RefSeq, a predicted model, not a curated record